Molecule: messenger RNA, 1281 nt
Organism: Brugia malayi
Lineage: Eukaryota; Metazoa; Nematoda; Chromadorea; Rhabditida; Onchocercidae
Exons: 8
Coding region: 1-1281 (426 amino acids)
Biological process (GO): mitochondrial respiratory chain complex IV assembly; protein insertion into mitochondrial inner membrane from matrix
Cellular component (GO): mitochondrial inner membrane
Molecular function (GO): membrane insertase activity
Source: RefSeq, a predicted model, not a curated record
AUGUCAAUUCACGCAAUAUCAUGUCGUUUUAUUUCCAAAAGAUUUGGCGGAAUUGUUCCUAGCACUUCAGCUAAUAUUGUUUUAAGCUUACCCUCAUCAGCUAUAUGGAAAAAUUAUGAUAACAAACGUAAUUUCUCUAAUAAUACUUAUUUGGAUAUAGCAGCCGAGUUGCAGGCUCAUCCUGUCAUUCAGUGGUUCGAUCGAUCGGUGAAAGCAUCGUGUAAUUAUGCGCAAAGUUUAAUUGAGACUUCUGGCUUAAGUAGUACUCCGCUUGAACAUUUGGGUCUGUACACGUGGUGGAAGCCUUCGUCGUGGUACCGAGUAUUAUUGGAAUUCCUCCAUACCAACUAUGAGUUAUCCUGGCUUACUACUAUAAUAUGUGCGACUGUGUUAAUUCGAAUGGCUACGUUCUAUAUGCCAGCUUUAAUUUUGUGGAAAAGAAUGAAAUCCAAGGAAGUCCAUUCUCCGUUUCUGCAUCAAAUUCGCAGUGGAAUUGGUUCGGUCAUAUUGUACUCUUCAAACGUUGGAAUCUUCUUUACGCAAUACUGUGGUAUUAAGAAAAUGGCUGAAGUUGUUUAUCCGAGCUGGACAGGAAGUGGCAUGUUAUCAUUUACCGAUCUGACAGUAUCCGAUCCGGUUUUUUUAUUGCCUACUCUAACUGCUAUUUGUUUUACUUUCACAACUAAGAAAUGGAUUGAAAUAUUGCAAAUGCAAAAAACAGUAAGCAACUGGAUGUUAGGAUUAAAGCCAUAUAAUACAAUAUAUCCAAUUGCUGCAUGUUCAUUUUUCGUUGCUAGCAACGUUCCAUCGGUCGUGUGUAUUUAUUGGAUCACUUCGAGUUUAAUUAGUAACAUGCAUGCAACAGUAUUGAGAACUCGUACAAUGCAUUCUUUGUUACAUUUACCUGCUGUUUGUUCAGAUCCUGCGGAAACUCGUCGUACUGAGUUAUUAAACUACGUUUCUGAAAUGAGAUGGAAAAGAGCAAGCGAAACAUUGGAACUUCAGAAGAAAGUUGCUGAAAUUGAGAAAAAAAGUCAAGAUGAUGAUUUGUCCAAAUUACUUGCAAAAGAAACAGAAAAUACCGAAAUUCAGAAAGACUCACUUUUUGGAGAACCCUGGAAAGAAAGUGCUGCUUUGUCAUCGUCAAAGAUUGCUAAAUUAAUGGAACAAUACAUACAAGAAGAAGCGCGGGCAAAUGUGAUGACAAAAGCUGGGAAGACGAAUUCUAUGAUAAGAACUAAUUCUCGAAAAUUUGAAAUUGAUGAAAUUACGGCAGGCUGA